This is a messenger RNA of Scutellospora calospora, 151 nucleotides long. Lineage: Eukaryota; Fungi; Glomeromycota; Glomeromycetes; Diversisporales; Gigasporaceae. The record is from the annotation of a GenBank genome assembly.
CCAAUCCAACAAAUUCAAGGUUCAGCCAACAUACUUUGUGUUCAUGUUCCUAAUAUUAGACGUGUCUUGUUUUGUCAUAGUUUCCAGGAACCCGUGGGCAACAUGUCCACCUGCAAUGAAAAGGAAAUGCAUUCUAUUGCUAAACUUUAUU